Molecule: messenger RNA, 1973 nt
Organism: Anopheles darlingi
Lineage: Eukaryota; Metazoa; Arthropoda; Insecta; Diptera; Culicidae
Gene: angel
Product: protein angel homolog 2
Exons: 4
Coding region: 298-1833 (511 amino acids)
Molecular function (GO): 3'-5'-RNA exonuclease activity
Source: RefSeq, a predicted model, not a curated record
GUUCGACUUCGAAAUUGGGAGAUUUGUAACUUUUUUGAACUUUUUCCGUGAUAAAAAAGGUGAUAAGAACAAAUUCAAGUCGUUUGCAACUCCCGUCGUCUUUACCGUUGCAAAAGUAACCGUUUCCGGCCUUAACAACCGUGGAAAACCGCGCCAUAGAAGACGAGGCCUCCGAAAAGGAACCAACCAAAUCAUAGCUAACCCUAGAGAGUACAGACAGGACACCAUCGGAAACCGGCAAGUUUCUGUUGGCUCAACAAUCGGAAUCGGAACGCACGAAUCGAGGGAGCUACGUGAAUGAAAAGCAUCCGAUCGCUGCUCGCUCUCACAUCAGGGUUCGUACAACAACACGGUCGCCGUUCAUGGUGUUCCGCCGUGAGUAUCCGAAAUGUCCAGCCGAAAAGCCGCAUGAUGAACGCCAAGGAAACCGCCAAGGUACCAGCUGAUCCUGAUCAGCGUCGCGGGCGGUCGCAACAGGCUGCCACCUAUCAGGACGCUAAUCGCCGAUGGCAACAGUUAGCAAGCGGACAGGAUGGUUCCUACGAUGAGACGACACCGACAAAACGGAAGAAGAGUAAAGAAGGCGAAGGCUUCGAGUUUACGCUGAUGAGCUACAACAUACUGGCGCAGGAUCUGCUCGAUGGCCAUCUGAUGGAACUGUACCGUAACCAUGAUCCGAGAUCGUUACCGUGGCAACAGCGGUUGAAACGGCUGCUCGCCGAAAUCCGUCACAUUCGGCCGGAUGUGCUGUGCGUGCAGGAACUCCAGCAAAAUCACAUCAAGCGUUUCGCGAAUGGAUUGGCCGAUUUCCAGUACGAGAUGCUGUACAAGAAACGCACGGGUGGCGUGAAAACCGACGGCUGUGCCGUGUUCUUCAGGAGCGAUCUAUUCGAACUGAUCGAUCAUCACGAGGUUGAGUUCUUUCAACCGAAGGUUAACAAACUAAACCGGGAUAAUGUGGCCAUCAUCGCGAAGCUGGCAUUGAAGCAGAGCCCGCAGACAAGGCUCGUCGUGUCGACGACGCAUCUGCUGUUUAAUCCGUUCCGGCAGGAUGUGCGGCUGGCUCAGAUACAGAUACUGUUAGCUGAGCUGGAUCGCUUUUCGUACAGUGGCCAAACGGCGAACGGUGUCCCGCAGUACGAUCCCGUGCUGCUGUGUGGUGACUUCAAUCUGCAACCCUUCACCGCUCCCUACCGGCUGGUGAUGAAGGGAUCGCUGCGCUACGAUCAACUUGCGACAUGCACGCUAGAACGCCAGAAUCAGGAAGAGCAGGGGUGCCGUGAGCCUACCGGCAAACUUUUUCUUCCCCGCUGGCUGGGCAUCACCGAUCGCUGCCAGCACGAGGGGCUUAAAGACCGUGAAUCGACCCACCCCAAUAUGGUGCCACCAUCCGAUCAGACACGGCUCCAUCACUCUGCAAAGUCUACCGGUUCUUCCGUCCCUAACGGGCAGGCCGAAGAUCCGGCACACGAACGGAACUCACCACCGAGUGAUGAGUUUUCCUCCGGCACGCUAAACCACCAUUUCGUGUUUCAUUCGGCCUACCAUCACCGGAAGGAAACAGAGAGACCAAAUGAGACCAAUCAGGGAGUGACCACGUUCCAGGAACGUUGGAUCACGGUAGACUAUCUGUUCUACACACCGUACCGCUCGAUUGCCGAGUGCUGUCCAUCGCUUCCGAACUGGAACCUCGAGCUGCUUGCUACGUACAGUUUGCCAACGGUGUCGCAAUGUCGACGGUACAUUCACCACAUUCCGAACCGUUUCUAUGGUUCGGAUCACUUCUCACUGGCCGGUCGCUUUCGGUUGACCACACCGGCGGCUGAGCAAUGAUCAACGUUAGCCUUGCCCUAUCCAAGGCGCGGUUGCAGAUGUGUUUCUCUGUUAAUCAAAGCAACCCAGUUGCCCCCCUCAAAUGACAUCUAAUGUACGACACCAAGAGAGCGGGCUAUAAAAAGAUUUCCAAUGAUUAC